Messenger RNA from Anas platyrhynchos (mallard), 955 nucleotides. The record is from RefSeq and is a predicted model, not a curated record. Lineage: Eukaryota; Metazoa; Chordata; Aves; Anseriformes; Anatidae.
AUGGGGGGCUCGUUAAGAGGGCACUGCCUGGGAGGAACGAGGUCAAAGCGGCGCUGCGGGGAACUGGACCGCCGUGGCAGCCGACAGAGCCCCUCUCGCCCUCUUUCCCCCGCAGUUCACAACGUGAAGCCAGAAUGCCUGGAUGCCUACAACAGCCUGACGGAGGAGGUGCUGCCCAAACUGCACUUGGACGCUGAUUACCCCUGCGACCUGGUGGGGAACUGGAACACGUGGUACGGCGAGCAGGACCAGGCAGUGCACCUCUGGCGCUUUUCGGGGGGGUACCCGGCCCUGAUGGACUGCAUGAACAAGCUGAAGCAGAACAAGGAGUACCUGGACUUCCGCAAGGAGCGCAGCCGCAUGCUGCUGUCCCGCAGGAACCAGCUGCUGCUGGAGUUCAGCUUCUGGAACGAGCCCCUGCCCCGCCAGGGGCCCAACAUCUACGAGCUCAGGACCUACAAGCUCAAGCCAGGGACCAUGAUCGAGUGGGGCAACAACUGGGCUCGGGCCAUUAAGUACCGGCAGGAGAACCAGGAGGCCGUGGGCGGCUUCUUCUCGCAGAUCGGGGAGCUGUACGUCGUGCACCACCUCUGGGCCUACAAGGACCUGCAGUCCCGCGAGGAGACGAGGAACGCGGCGUGGCGGAAACGGGGCUGGGACGAGAACGUCUACUACACGGUCCCGCUGAUCCGCACGAUGGAGUCACGGAUCAUGAUCCCGCUGAAGAUCUCCCCGCUGCAGUGACCGGACCCAUUCCGGGGGGGGCCAUAUGGGGCCGAGUCCCCGCGCCCCCAUCCCCGGCCCUAUAAGGGUGCUGCAGGGACCCAGCCCGGCGCUGGGGCAGCCCCGGAGUGCGCUGGGGUGCUGGGGAGGGGCUGCGGAGGCGGGGCAGCUGCUGUUAAUUACCGCUAAUGACGUGCUAAUGAGGGGCGGGACCAAUUAAAUAUUUAAUUGC